AUUAUGAAUAUAGAAAAAGUUUGUCUUUGCAGCUAAACUUCAUGGUUGAUCUUGAGUUUCUCAUGAGCAACUACAAGGCUGGUAGAGCAGAUGGCAAACCUCUGCUUGUAAUGUAUGGCCAGAUGGAAGGUGACACCAAAGACUUUUCUUCAGUAACGUGUGUGAAGGUCAAUCUUCCGUUUAUAUAUGGGACUCACCACACAAAGAUGAUGAUAUUCGAGUAUCGAGAUGGUCUUCGAGUUGUUGUACACACUGCAAACCUUGUUCCAGAUGACUGGUAUGAGAAAACCCAAGGCUUCUGGGUGUCUCCUAU
This is a messenger RNA of Cherax quadricarinatus, 313 nucleotides long. NCBI's taxonomy places the organism in Eukaryota, Metazoa, Arthropoda, Malacostraca, Decapoda, Parastacidae. The record is from RefSeq and is a predicted model, not a curated record.